GCCAUUUGGCCCAUUACAGUAAAAGUUACCUCGAGAAUGACAGUGAUUCAACGGAGAAGAAGCCCGGACUGUAAUGUACUCCAUGUCGGUUAAAAGGAUUACGGUUGAUACCCUGGCGCGAGGCUCGGAGUAAGCAACACGACUGCACGCUGCUUUUUAUUUUUAUUUGUUGUAUUCAUCUAUUGCCAGUGGAAGCAGCCCAGCGUCGAAGUCGACGCGAGACGAGGCGUUGCCUUUCGGACGCCGUCAGAGAGCGAGCAGCCUAUCCCGGAGGAUCGACCGUUACACACUGGAAAUGGCUUCUACUUGUAACGUUCACGUUACAAUGGCUCGUGUCGGCAGCUAGCUAGUUCUGUCUUAACCAUGUUGUCACGGAAGGCAGUUGACUCGUGACCGAGUCGCCGGAGGACGGUACAGGAGGAGCCAGUCUCAACGACGAGAGGAGACGGAAGGUACAUCCGAGCACUCGCCUCCCAAGCGCAGAGGUCCGUGUCGCUCACUCCGGUUUUUACACCGUUCUGACGCAACCGUAUGCCGGCGCUUAACGCCAGCCUCGACACCCCGAAGGCAGCGCGAGAAGGAGGGAGGGAGGCAGCGGCCGCUCCGGGGUCCCCGACACUCAGCCGAGGAGAGGCUCCGCUGAAAUGAGAUGAGGCUCAGAAAUGGAACUGUGGCCACUGCGAUUAUUUUCUUCACGUCCUUCCUCAGCCUGUCCUGGUACACAGCGUGGCAGAAUGGCAAAGAGAAGCUGAUGGUGUACCAGCGGGAGUUCCAUGCCUUGAAAGAGCGCCUCCGCGUGGCCGAGCACAGGACGCUGCAGCGCUCGUCGGAGCUCAACCACAUCCUUGAGCAGUUCAGACGCGCCAUAGCCGACACCAACAACAGCAAAGAUGCGCUCGUAAACUUCUCGGAUGAGACACAGAAAGUACUGAAGGAUCUCUCAAACAGGAAGCCACUCCAGGUGCCAACUAUCUACCAUCACAUGCCUCACCUUCUCAACAAUGAGGGCAGCCUGCAUCCUGCUGUGCAGGUUGGGCUCGGCCGCACAGGAGUUACCAUGGUGAUGGGGAUCCCAACAGUGAAGCGGAAGGUGAAGUCUUAUCUGUCGGAGACGCUGCAUUCGCUAAUAGACAAGCUGUCCCCAGAGGAGAAACUGGAUUGCGUCAUUAUUGUCUAUGUUGGGGAGACUGACGUGGACUACGUUCACAGCGUGGUUGCUGACUUGGAAAAAGAGUUUACGACAGAGCUGAGUUCAGGCUUGCUGGAGGUGAUCUCCCCGCCAACCGCCUAUUACCCCGAACUCGCCAACCUCAAAGAGACUUUUGGAGACUCCAAAGAGCGAGUCAAAUGGCGAACCAAGCAGAAUCUGGACUAUUCCUUCCUCAUGAUGUAUGCUGUGAGCAAAGGUGUUUAUUAUGUCCAGCUGGAGGAUGACAUAGUGGCCAAGCCCAACUACUUUGCAACUAUGAAGAACUUUGCCCUGCAGCUCUCGUCGGAAGACUGGAUGAUCCUGGAGUUCUCUCAGCUGGGCUUCAUUGGCAAAAUGUUCCAGGCUCCGGACUUAAACCUCAUCGUUGAGUUCAUUUUCAUGUUCUACAAGGAGAAGCCCAUCGAUUGGUUGCUGGACCAUAUUCUCUGGGUCAAAGUCUGCAAUCCUGAGAAAGAUGCGAAACACUGCGAGCGGCAGAAGUCCAGCCUACGUGUGCGGUUCCGACCCUCCCUGUUCCAACACGUGGGACUCCAUUCUUCUCUUGCUGGAAAGAUCCAAAAGCUCACAGACAAGGACUUCCUGAAGCCACUGCUCCAUAAGAUGCAUGUCAACCCUCCAGCUGAGGUUUCCACUUCAGUGAAGGUGUAUCAGGGUCACACGCUAGAGAAGACGUACCUAGGAGAGGACUUCUUCUGGGCCAUCACUCCGACCACAGGAGACUUCAUCCUCUUCAAAUUUGACCGGCCUGUUAGUAUAGAGAAGUUCCUGUUUCGGAGCGGUAAUCAAGAGCACCCGGGGGACAAGAUCGAGAACACCACAGUGGAAAUACUGCCUGUUUCGGAACCUGGACUGCAGACCAAAGAGAAGUACAAGCGAACUGAAGACCGAUUUUACAGGAUCGGUCAGUUUCAGAAAGGUGUGGCCGAAGGUGCGGUAGAUCCUGCUUUCAAUCCCAUCAUAGCUCUUCGGCUUUCAGUUCUCAAAGACUCGGCAGUGUGGGCCAUCCUCAGUGAAAUACAUAUAAAACGGAUAGCUGGCUGACUGUUCUGGAGCGGGCACAUGAAUGGCCCCUGGGGGACCAAAACCGAUUGCUUCUGCAGGGCCUCUGGCACCCGGCAACCAGCAGUGAAGCCAUGAGAGCCACUAGAGUUGCUCGUCUGAGCUUCUCUAAGGAACGCCACCUCUCUGUACUUCCUAAAGUACUUUGUUUUGCUUCUCAUCAAUUGAUUCCUCAUAUAUAUUUUUUUCAUUUUUCCUCCUGCAUCUCCCCCUCACUCUUGUGCUCUUAGUCAUGUGUGAGAAUGUGAAUACUACUGUCCUAAAGAACGACCAUGGAGUGCGUGAAGACAUCCGUCCCCGGCUUUUUAAAGUGACUGUCGUUCAGCAGCUUUGACACAAAUCAGAAAACGCUUGGAAGAAAGAGGACAAAUCAUCACAUCGUGGGGGAACAAGUCCCCUGGCCACUGGUGUAGAUGCUGCCAAAUCCUCCUCCUGUUACUCAAUGCUGCCACCUUCGGGGCAAGCUGGGGCAUUUGCACUGUCCACUAGCGCCUCAGCAAAAGCCCACAAUGAUCGAGUACGUCGUGAUCCCUCGUGGCCAAUCGCUCUCUGUCCUCGACAGGUGACGGGAGCUCCAGAUCAAAACCAGCCCAAACAACAAUGGUUCCUUCACUCCCAGAGUAUUGUCAGCAGCCAUACUCAAAUACUCCACUUGUCUUGAAAAUCGAACUCAGGAUGAGCUCACUGAACCAAACCCCUUCCUGAAGCCAGUCAGUCACAACUUUGCCCGUACGGUAGGCCAGACUCCAUGGUAACUGCCCUAGUCCAUCCAGAAGAGGACCAUGACCUCUAUCUAUCUCACCUCCUGUCUGACAGGCUGUGUAUGACCUUAGUGUCCAUUUCUAGUAAACCAAUCAGACAUUGCCUUGGCGUCAUUCUCCUAAAGGAAUAUAUUGAUAUAUUAUUACAGCUUUGAUGAUCUAUGAAGGUGAAUUAAUUUAUUUGAAAUAAAUCUUUAAUUUGUACAAGAGGUAAAAUAUAUUUUUAUUCUAUUCAGAGAUGUUUAUGGUGGUUCAGAGUCUGUUUUAUUUGUGUAAUGUUUUACCUUUUUUUUUUUUUUUUUAAUUGCUAUUGUACAUUUUCUUUUCAUUAUUGCAGCUAAUUGUGAAGUUGCUUCUGUCUGCUGGUGCGAAGCAGCUCGGUUCACUCUGUACCAGUUUAUUUUCUCUUGAAGGGCAACGCUACGACUAGAAUGAUUCAUCUUGACUCCGUAAAGUCUGAAUGGUGAAGAUGUGAAUCUGAUUCUGUUGAAGUUGUGGGUUGAAAUUGGAGAAGAAGAAAAAUGUGCCUUAUAUCCAGAUCCCUGGCCAUCGUCUCAGCAACAUUAUUCCAAUCUCUCACUCUUGCCGACACCGAUUGCUGGAUAUACUAAUAUAUUUUAAAUAACACACACUGUCCAAUUAGCAAUUGGGUGUUAAUAACAAUAUUUCUGUGUUUUACACAAAGUGCACGUGAUAAAAAGAGAGGCGGGGUUUGUAUCAGAUUAUCGAAUGAAACUGCAUGAUUUGCA
Molecule: messenger RNA, 3779 nt
Organism: Pseudoliparis swirei
Lineage: Eukaryota; Metazoa; Chordata; Actinopteri; Perciformes; Liparidae
Gene: mgat4a
Product: alpha-1,3-mannosyl-glycoprotein 4-beta-N-acetylglucosaminyltransferase A
Exons: 16
Coding region: 650-2251 (533 amino acids)
Biological process (GO): protein N-linked glycosylation
Cellular component (GO): endoplasmic reticulum-Golgi intermediate compartment; endoplasmic reticulum; Golgi stack
Molecular function (GO): acetylglucosaminyltransferase activity
Source: RefSeq, a predicted model, not a curated record